AUGGUUUCGCAGUUGGAAAAUGCAAUGGAUGCCCUUAUCAAAGUGUUCCACAGAUACUCUUCCAGGGAGGGGAACAAAUACAAACUGAGUAACACUGAGCUGAAAGAUCUUAUACGAGAAGAGCUAAGUGACUUCUUGGCUGCAAGUAAAGAUCCACUGGUCGUGGAGAAGAUAAUGAAUGAUCUGGAUGAGAAUCGGGAUGGGGAAGUGGACUUCCAGGAAUUUGUAGUUCUGGUGGCAGCACUAACUGUAGCAUGUAAUGACUUCUUUAUUCAGAGUAUGGAAAAGUGA
This is a messenger RNA of Neoarius graeffei (lesser salmon catfish), 291 nucleotides long. Its product is annotated as protein S100-A1-like. NCBI's taxonomy places the organism in Eukaryota, Metazoa, Chordata, Actinopteri, Siluriformes, Ariidae. The coding region runs from base 1 to 291 and encodes 96 amino acids. Gene Ontology annotation, molecular function: calcium ion binding. The record is from RefSeq and is a predicted model, not a curated record. The transcript is spliced from 2 exons.